Messenger RNA from Striga asiatica, 1570 nucleotides. Lineage: Eukaryota; Viridiplantae; Streptophyta; Magnoliopsida; Lamiales; Orobanchaceae. The record is from the annotation of a GenBank genome assembly.
AUAACAAAGCGGGUCGGUGAAUCAAUUACGUCAUAUUUGUCAAUUUCGAAGAAACAGCGUUAUGCGUCUCAUAAAGCCAACACAGCCAACACAUUCAAAAAAGACGGCGGGAAGGAAUCCAAGCUGAAAAAGGGGCACUUUACGAAAGAUGAAGAAGAAGUAGCUGAAACCUUGUAUGCUUUAGCCACUAUGUUUUCUGAUACAAAUAAAGCUAAUCGGCCAGUGUCCAGUGAUGAUCCAACUAACUCGAAAUUGUUGAAUGGCGAAGAUGCAGAUGCAGUUGAAGAUACUCCGAAUUUGUCUGGUUCGAAAGGAAAACUUGUCGAAUUACAAUCUUUCAAAGAGGCUAAAAUGCCAGAGUUUUCGUCUAGCAAGCAGACUUCAAGACCGCAAGUAUCGAGUGAAAAAUUAAUUGACCACGGACAGGCUACAGUUUCUGGACUUCAGUAUGGCAAGAAAUAUGGCAAAUGUUCAUUUCAGUCACCAACAAGAACUCGAAGUUGGAACACAAAUGGAUCUUCCUUGCGAGUCCCCAUCUGGCUUGAGAGCACAAAUAGUGAAAAGUGUACCCGAAACACAGUUCAAUCUGAAAAGUCAUGGAAAAGAUCUUCUGCACAUGUCUACAUUAGCCGUCUGAUUAAAGUCUUGCAAAUAUCGGAGAAUAGAGAAGGUUCACUCGCAAAUUUUACUAAUUUAUCGACCUCUGGAGGGGCCCACCACGUGACGGGAUUGAACGGUAGAAUGAAUGAUGUGGGGCCCACCAACAAGGAGCUAGCCAAAAUCGAACACGAUGAUUUUUUGAAUAAUAAGAUGUUUAUAAAAGAUCGGCAGCUGGCUGGAGAAACUUCUGCCUUAUGUUCUUCUGCUAAAGAGGAUUUCCACUUUUUAUCAUUGGGCACGACUUCUUAUUCAGAUGUAAACAAAGAACACGUUCACGAGGCUCAUAAACAAUUUCAUGCACCACCAUAUGUGCAGCAAUCACAAAAGUAUUCGGGUUUAACAACACAACAGGUACAACUCCCUCAAUAUCUUAGCAGUAGCAGCACAGUUAACGGCAGUUUCCCGGGCCCAAUGGGCUGGCCCGCCCAGUAUAAUAGCGGAGGAGUGGGGCCCGUGAACUUACCUGACUGGAAAAAUGGAAACACGGGCUCGCCUUUGAACUGUGCUCAAGCUCUUUUCCCUCAUUUGCUAGGCUCAAAUCAACAACAAUUCUCACCUCAACCACACACACAGCAGCAUAUUGUGAUGUCUGCUAUCAGCUCAUCUUUGCCCCUUCCUAAAGUAAAGAUUAAUCGUCAUCAUCAUCAACACUACCAACACCAUAAUCGUCAAUUCCCUUUGAGAAUUUUCGUAAGAGAUAAGGUCCCCUUAUAUUCCGAUAAUGUACAGAAGUUGCAACUUCCAUGAUUAAUGGCUGUGGGGUAAAUUAUUAUGUAUGCAACGGUUGAUUAGCCCCAUUUUGCACAAAUGAUCGAAAAUGAAAAGCAUCUUGUGGUGUAACCUGUUAUUUGUGGCUUGAAUGUUUGGAUACCUUGAUUGAGAAUUAAAAGCAUCUCUGUUUUGAAAGUUA